Molecule: messenger RNA, 1179 nt
Organism: Cladophialophora bantiana CBS 173.52
Lineage: Eukaryota; Fungi; Ascomycota; Eurotiomycetes; Chaetothyriales; Herpotrichiellaceae
Exons: 1
Coding region: 1-1179 (392 amino acids)
Source: RefSeq, a predicted model, not a curated record
AUGGUAGUGCUCCUCCUCACCCCAAUCCUCCUGAAGUUGCUUACUGCGUCUAGCUUGUUGCGAAGUAGAUGCGUCACCAUCCGUGCGGGGGAGGAAGGCGAAACACUCACAGUCCACGAGGCUGUUUUGUCUAAAUCUGGCUCGGCAUCCCGUGAGAAAUUGGUGCAGCCCGGCUGGAGGGAGUCGUGUGAAGGUUGCAUUGAUUGGACCCACACAAGCUCACAGACCGUCGAACGAGUCCUGGCCUACCUGUACUUCCGAGACUACGAAAGCCCAGAUCCAGUCCGGCGACAAACUCGAAGCCAGUCGAGGGGAGCGACUAGCGUCAGGCAAAGAUCUAAAGCAAGAGACGACACUCAAUCUGAUGCAGCUGCGGACGAAGAGGUCCAGGACACACCAGACGUCGAUGCAGUCGAAGAUGUCGUGAUAGAUGAUAAUGCGCCCUUUGGUUGGGUCGUCGAGGCUGCACCAGAGGCUGCAGAGUCCGUACCCGCAGAAAAUGAUCACCUAGAGGCUGAAGACCCAGGUCUCCAAACCGCAAUUCUCGAGUCAUGCGCCAUACGGCCGCUGACGCCGCUCGGUAGGUGUGUUGGGCUUGCACCCAUUAUGGCCUCACGUAAAACCGCCGGUGGAGCCUUUGAAGAGCAAGACUUUCCCUACGAAACCUACUCCUACCGAGAGCCACUGCUUGCCCAUGUGGAGGUUUAUAGUUUCGCAAAAUAUCAUCUGUUACCUGGACUACAGGAUUUGGCUCUGCAGCGGAUGAUAGUAACGUUAAGGAAAGUGGACUGCUCGACAAAAUAUGCAGAGGUAGAGAUAGCGGACCUCAUCGAAUUCAUCUACGCCAACAUUCCCGUCAAUGGAGAUGGCGAAGAACCGAUGAGGAAGCUUUUGUCUCAAUUUGCAGCGGCGAAUUAUACCUCUCUUCUGCAUGGCAGCUUCGAGGCGCUUUUCGCUCGCGGUGGUGAUUUCGCGCUCGAUCUGGCGCGAAAACUCUCACGACGCCUUUCGGCGCAUGGAAUUUCGGCCGAGUUGGGAGAAGAUGAAUUGGAAAGUCGGAUACAUGGUCUUGAGCUUCAAAUACAAGAGCGAGAAGAGACGAUCAAUUCGCUGAAGGCCAGCUUGAGCGAUUCGUUGGCUUGGGGUCGUGGGAUCAACCGUAAAGGACGGCGAAGAUAA